UUGAAGAAAUGAAAAUGGCAGCUCCUGGUCUGUCCUGUCAGGCAUUUCUCCGAAUGCUGGAUCAGAGAACUGUCCGCUUCGGCCGUACUGGGAAAAUUUCAGGAGACAGCUUUUUGAAAAGUUUUUUUGAGUGGGAGGCUGUCCAGUAUGAGGUGGACAGUAUCUGCAGGGAGGAGCCGUUCACCUGUCCUGCAUGCAGUCCCGAAAUGCUUGCAGUGUGUGUGGACGGCAAUCGCAAACACUACCGAUUCAGGACUGCAGCACGAUCUGAAGAACAGCCGGUGUUUGACGACAUCUUCAUUGCAAAGGAUGACGAUGUCGCAAACUUCGUCCACGACAUCCAAAGCAAAACAAAACAUGCUUCAGGUAGGGGCAUUUGUGGAGGAGAGUGGUCGGCUGCCAGAGAGACCUCCCAAAGAUCUGCCAGCAAGCUGGAUGAGGAGGGACUGGAAAUAGCUGUCUGUCGACAUGGCGUGCUGCUUUCUGCCCUCAACAUGUACAGGGGAGAAAUAUUUGCAUACCCGCUGUUUUUGCAAAAUAAGCUGGCUGUUAAAAGUGCCACAUUUUUUUGCAUGGAUGUCACAUGCAAAUAUUGGCCUUACCUCCAAAAAAUUUCCAAAAAUCUGCCAGAGCUACAGCCCCUCCUCAGCAUGAAACCCUUUCUUUCCGUGCUUCAUGCCAAAGCUCAUGACUUGAAAUGUGAAGUGAAAUGGAGUGGAGCUUAUCAGGAGGGGGCUGGAUUAACUCUGGGAGAAGAGGUGGAGCAAGUGAAUGCCUUCCUGUCUCGUAUAGCUGUGACGACAAAACACAUGUCGAAAGCGGGACGCAGAGACAUGCUGACAUUAUUAUCUAUGCGCUGGAAUCAGCAGAAGAAGAAGAACCUGGCCUCUUCUCUGUCCCACAGAUAUCUGAAAGCCACAAAAGUUCUGGAGGAAAAGUUGCAGAAACUGGAGUCUGUGAAGGCAGAGUUGUCAGUGACUGACAGCCAGUUGGAGGACUGGGUCAGUGAUGUAAGGGAGUGGGCAGAAGCAACAUCUACCAACACAAAUGAGGCUUCUGCCUUGGCCAACAAUAUUGAGGUGCUGGUGGCUGGCAUCAGGAGACGCUCGCAUCGUCUUUAUAUGGACACAGACAGCAACAAAGGGCGAGCCAAAAUCCGCAGCAAGAUCAGGAAGGAGAAAGGGAUCCUGACCUCCUUGAUUGACAGGUACAACGAAAUGGUUCCAAGCACAGAAAGUCUCUGUCUGGAAACCAUCCUGUCUGAAGAUGCAGCAUGGCCAUGGCAGCUGCCACAUAGUGACUCUGUCGACUUCAGGAAAAAAAGAGCGGUGUUUGACCUCGUACAGUCAAUAAGGAGACUGCAGGAGGAGACCAAGGUACUGACCACAGAGAUGAAUCGGCACUGGAAGUCACUUUCAUCGCAGGGGAAUUCCCUGAAAGAAGUGUCCAGUGCAACAAUGCAAGAUUCACCAUGGAACCUCAGUGCAGAUGGGCAGAAAGGUCUGCAAAGCAUUCUGAAACGAAAGCAGCAAGACACUACAGAAAUGAUGGCUGGUGUGAAGACGAAAUAUUUUCAUACAUUGACAGGAGGAGAGGUCAAUUUUCUGGACAGUCUAUCUGACUUUUCUGACAGUGACUCUGAAUUCUCUGACAGUUAGCCAGGAUACAUUUUGUGGUGUAGUUGAUAGGGAUGUCCCGAUCCAUUCCAUCCCCACAUGUUACUGAACACUGCACUGCAAUAUUUUAUUGUCUUGAUUAUUCUAUGCAUGUUUAAUACAUUUCUUAUUUGAACUUUAUUACUAAAUUUUGAAAGCUGCAAUACAAAAUGAAGUCCAUUGUCAUUAUAAUCUUUAUUAAAGCACAUAUAAAUAAAAACAUAU
Melanotaenia boesemani (Boeseman's rainbowfish) is the source of this 1880-nucleotide messenger RNA. RefSeq lists its product as uncharacterized. Bases 9 to 1658 code for a protein of 549 amino acids. The transcript has 11 exons. Lineage: Eukaryota; Metazoa; Chordata; Actinopteri; Atheriniformes; Melanotaeniidae. The record is from RefSeq and is a predicted model, not a curated record.